Gloeophyllum trabeum ATCC 11539 is the source of this 405-nucleotide messenger RNA. RefSeq lists its product as uncharacterized. NCBI's taxonomy places the organism in Eukaryota, Fungi, Basidiomycota, Agaricomycetes, Gloeophyllales, Gloeophyllaceae. The record is from RefSeq and is a predicted model, not a curated record. The transcript is spliced from 2 exons. Bases 1 to 405 code for a protein of 134 amino acids.
AUGCCUAGCUCUGAUCUUUCCCUCGUUUCUCCUUUCCUUCAUAGCAAUUUGUCUGUGGUGCAGAUUGCCCGGCUCUUUCAAGCCAUUGUGGAGCUGCGCGAGCAGUCCCUCGUGGCUGGGGAGAAUACUCUGAGACUGCGGGGAGAAAAUGUGGAGCUGCGGCAUAAUUUGGAGGAUAUGUGGAGACAUGGAUCUCCACUUGUUCCGCGGGGACACGGGAAGGUAGGGAUGGACUUGGAGUGCCUCCGCGCCCAUUCUCUGCCUUCUCUCAAGGACCUAAAGCAGCAGUUGCUGAACCUAGACCUCCGCCUUGAGCCCCUGGAGUACACUAUGCGGCGCGCUACUGUCGAGGGGAGGCGACAGGACGAGGGUACUACCAAUGCUGAGCAAGGGUGGAGUGUCUAG